Spirodela intermedia is the source of this 477-nucleotide messenger RNA. The record is from the annotation of a GenBank genome assembly. NCBI's taxonomy places the organism in Eukaryota, Viridiplantae, Streptophyta, Magnoliopsida, Alismatales, Araceae.
AUGACCGGCAGCUUGCUGAUACAAUCCCCCCAGAAACACAGAACACCACAGAAGAAGAAGAAGAAGAAGAAGAAGAAGAAGAAGAAGAAGAAGAAGAAGAAGAAGAAGAAGAAGAAGAAGAAGAAGAAGAAGAAGAAGAAGAAGAAGAAGAAGAAGAAGAAGAAGAGCUCAAAGGAGGUGGAGAUGGGGGUGGAGGAGGAGGGAGAGAUUUCAGCAGGGAAGUUUGAAGCCCAGGCUUCUGCCGUCCAUGUAGUCCUUCCAUAUGUCGAUGAUCCCGAAGCCGGUGAUGGAGAUGGAGCUCAACACCAUGACGGUGCUCAGGGUGAAGAUGAUGAGGGAGGCUCGGCCGUACUUCCCGACGGCUCUUUGGAUGAGGAUCACCCCAGCCAUGGAGGUCACGGAGCAGCCGGCGGCCAUGAGCAGCGCCUGGUUUACCUCCUUCAUCCCCAGCAUCAAGUACUGCAUCGAGGACAUUGA